Messenger RNA from Synchytrium microbalum, 2076 nucleotides. RefSeq names its product NAD+ kinase (gene UTR1). Gene Ontology annotation, molecular function: NAD+ kinase activity. The transcript is spliced from 8 exons. Gene Ontology annotation, biological process: NAD+ metabolic process; NADP+ biosynthetic process. Lineage: Eukaryota; Fungi; Chytridiomycota; Chytridiomycetes; Synchytriales; Synchytriaceae. The record is from RefSeq and is a predicted model, not a curated record. The coding region runs from base 1 to 2076 and encodes 691 amino acids.
AUGGCUCCAGUAGGCGAAUUAGCUUCAUUCGUUGCAAAUGGAAACUUUAUCCCUCACAGUCUGAAUAUGGAUGAACUGGCUGCAUCGAGAGGAACUUCGAAUUCACCGUUUCCAUUCAACAAUUCUCCCUCAUUGUCUGUCUUGAAUGAUCGUGCCUUUGGUGAAAAGAUGCCUAUUCUUACGCCAGGAAUGCUAUCUGAAAAUGCUGUCGAGGUUAGGAGGACGGCAAAAAACCUUGGUCGGGCUCUGAUGAAGCUUGAACACCCGAAUAGCGUCAUGCUGAUUGCGAAACUGGUGGACGUCAAGAUUAUAGAGUUUACCAGGAUUCUCGCUUGCCAUUUGAUUGAUACACCACGUGCUUGUGGAAUCAGUGGGCUCAAAGUAUUCAUUGACGCCAAGCUGAAGAAUCACCCAUACUUUAACUAUAACAAACUGAUUGCCACUCACCCACACUAUGCCGAAAAUAUGGAUUUUUGGAGCUCUGAUAUGUGUAAAGCCAAACCGGAAUCUGUUGACUUUAUCAUUACUCUUGGAGGCGACGGAACAGUCCUCUUCUCCUCAUUCCUCUUUCAAAAGUCUCAGGUGCCUCCUGUGAUACCAUUUCACUUAGGAUCGCUUGGAUUCCUCACAAACUUUAAUGUGGCUGAUAUUCGAGAUGUUUUGGAACGUGUUAUUGGAUGUCAUGGUGAUGGUGUAAGAGUGAAUAUGCGAAUGAGGUUGAAGUGUGAAGUCUGGAGACAAUCAUAUGCUUCAGCACCAACAAGAGGACGAGGUGGUGAUAACGAACGUAUAAAAGCUUUAAGAGAAUCGCAUCAACGAACACAUACACCAAAUGGUCGAGCCCCAACCAACUCUACGCAAACUUUGUCUGAAUCUGAUCUACCACCAUCUACAAAUAGUGUAAAUGGUAGUAGUCCAAAUGCAACCCCGACGUCACGAGCAAGAGCAUCAUCGACGAGCUCUAUAGCAGCAGCGCCUGCUUCAGCAAAUCUAGGUGUCAGCUCUAGGCCACGAUCACCAAUGCCUCCGAAUUCACUACCUACUACGCCUGCAGCCCCUGGAACGAUUGUAGAAUCACCACACGAUUACGAUCUCACUGAAACUGCAUCCGUAUUCUCCGAAGCCAGUUUUGACCAACACGUCUCGAAUAUAUCAGCAUUCAAUAGAAACACUGAUAUUCCCAAUAUUGUGAAUGUUUUGGAUAGUAUCACGCCAAGUCUUACGAGUCAGGCCAAUAUGAAUGGGCAUGAUGAUUGGAAUGCUAGCACAGGUCGACGUGGUCGUGGGUUGGGAGAUGCACAAAGGGGUGAACCUACGUAUGUCAAGAGUGAGGAGAUUCAUAUUCUGAAUGAUUUGGUGGUGGAUCGUGGACCAUCAGCUUAUAUGAGUCAGCUCGAGCUGUUUGUUGAUAAUCGACAUCUGACGACUGUGCAAGCUGAUGGGUUGGUGCUGUCUGGUCCUACAGGCUCAACUGCAUACAGUCUCUCUGCUGGCGGAUCUGUAGUGCACCCAGAAUGUCCAGCUAUACUCGUAACACCCAUAUGUCCUCAUACUCUCUCGUUCCGGCCAUUGAUUCUGCCUGACAGCUGUGAAAUACGUAUAUCUGUGCCACAUAGCUCUAGGAACACUGCGUUUGCUGCAUUCGAUGGACGACAUAGAAUCGAGCUUCUCCAAGGAGACUACAUCACAAUCUCAAUGAGUCCUUACCCUAUGCCCACAGUCUGUGCUGAAGACCAAAGUCUAGAUUGGUUUGAAAGUCUACGUAGAUGUCUACACUGGAAUGAACGUACUAGACAAAAGGGAAUCAAUGACGAAUCACCAACCGUAAAUGAUCUCGAAGAGGCUCUAUAUAGAGGUCCAGAAAGAGCACCAUCUGUCGUACCACAUAUACAUGGAACAGCAGCAAGUGUGUCUUCUGAUAUGUCAUCGCCUCCUCGACCAUGUCCAUUAGAACCUGUUAUCCCAGCCGAUGUUUUAAGCACAUCCAUAUCAUCCUUAUCUACCAGUUUUGCAGAUCUUGAUGCUGCACGACGAACAUCGUCGGGUGACGAUGUAGAAGAGUUGGGUUUUGUAUAG